Abrus precatorius (Indian licorice) is the source of this 996-nucleotide messenger RNA. RefSeq lists its product as uncharacterized. The record is from RefSeq and is a predicted model, not a curated record. Gene Ontology annotation, molecular function: 3-dehydroquinate synthase activity; oxidoreductase activity. Gene Ontology annotation, biological process: aromatic amino acid biosynthetic process. NCBI's taxonomy places the organism in Eukaryota, Viridiplantae, Streptophyta, Magnoliopsida, Fabales, Fabaceae. Bases 1 to 996 code for a protein of 331 amino acids. The transcript has 5 exons.
AUGGAGGGCCAGAGUGUAGUUGUGAUCCAUGAUGCAUCUAGAGAACUCAAUUUAAGAGUUUUUGAAUGGACUCUACAUGGCUUGUUACUUAUGGCAGGAGAUAUGCUCACACUAAUUGUAGUCCUGCACGAGGUCAUCACUCCUAUGGGAUACAAAAGCAGUGUUGACAGCAGGUUAAUGUCUGGGGCAAACCAGAAGAUUGUUGAGGCACAAGCUGCAAGGAAGAAGGAAGAGUAUAUGAAUAAUGUGGAACUUGCUCAGAUUUUUAAAGUUGAAUUUAAGAUAGAAAUGGCUAUAGGAUCAUCACUAAAGGCAGUUGCAAUGAAAUCAGCCACAAAGUUAAAGGCAACUUGGCUCAUACUAGACAGGAAAAUGAAAAAUGAUGAGGAGUAUUUCCUCCGGAAGCUUUCUUGUGGUAUAUUAAGAAUAAGGCGUUUCAAUAAAAUUGUACGUUUAAGAGGACCAUUAAAACUUCCCCAAGAAACAAGACCAGGUAGCACCCAUGAAACAUACACUGACAGUAUACCACUACCAGACACUUCAACUGAACCUGAUCUUGAUCAUUCCAGCAUUGAGAUUUCCCCUACAUAUUAUCCUAUGAAACUGGAACAAGCACUGAGACAAGAAAGCCUCCAUGAUGAAGCAGAGUGCUCAACUCCUAAUCAACUGAGCACAGGAGAAAAAGACAUUAGAAACAAGCAAUUGGAAUGUCAAGGAAAAAGUGACCAGCAGUGGAAGGAUGAAGAACUGAUAGAAAGCAGGAACCAUGUGAAAGAAAGGGACCAAAAACUGAAACAGAAAGAGGAAAAUAGAGACAUGACUUGUGUUGGAAGUAACAUGCAAACAACACAUGAAAGCUUAAGCACUGAGGAAUAUCAGAGAAGUGAAAGUUGCUCAUCUCUUGGAGGAGCUAAAAACUAUUACCUUGGAGGGGCUGAAGAAUACACACUGUGUAAACAGUUUUUUGGUUUGAGUAAUUUUCAUUUGAGGGAUUGA